UUCCGGGAAAGUCCAGGAAGAUAAUGACCUACUUAACCCCCUCAUAAUCACCAACUCGUACCCCAAAAAAACCCUUCCGAGCUGAAGCCCUUUUGUCCACUAGAAAUGAACAACAACUCCACCCAACUAAGCAAUGGUCAUGGCCACCAAAUUUCCAAGCCCAACAAAAAAAGCAAAACCAAGAAGCAGGGGAUCAAAGUGGUUUACAUCUCCAACCCAAUGAAGGUGAGGACGAGUGCCUCAGAAUUCAGGGCUCUGGUUCAAGAGCUCACUGGCCAAGACUCUGAGCUCCCGGACCCAGCUAGGUUUUUGGAGCACUCAUCUGCAGAAGACAACAAUUCCACGGCCCAGGUUGGUGGACAUCAUCAUCAUGAUGCAUUGGAUCUAGUGGUGGCUGAUGCUGCUUCUCCUCCUGCUCAAGAGCAGCCUGCUGAGAGUUCAAGCUCAAAUGUGAACACCCAAUAUCCUGAUGAUGAGCUUUAUGAUGAUCUUUUUGUGCCUGAAAUGAUGGAUAGCUUUGGGGGGUUUUUGCCCUCCAGUGUCUUGUAUGGAUCCUCUUAACUGCUCCUUUAGCUUGAUGUUGAUGUGUGUGCUUCAAAAUUAAGCCACCCAUAUGCAAUGUAAUUUGGUAAGUUUUUCUUUUUCUUUUUCUUUUUCUUUUAAUGGAUUUACUAAGCUUAUUUAUAACUCUUGUGCUGUUUGUUUUGUUGAAUCUUAA
This is a messenger RNA of Prunus dulcis (almond), 718 nucleotides long. RefSeq names its product sigma factor binding protein 1, chloroplastic. Lineage: Eukaryota; Viridiplantae; Streptophyta; Magnoliopsida; Rosales; Rosaceae. The record is from RefSeq and is a predicted model, not a curated record. The transcript has a single exon. The coding region runs from base 106 to 561 and encodes 151 amino acids.